AUGAAGCACGCCGAGAUCGAGACGCUCGCCGCCAAGCUCUCCGGAGACUUUCGGUCCAUCGAACCGCACCUGAGGGACCUCGACAAGCACCUGACGCUGAGGUCCUACCUCGAGGGCUACAGCCUCACCGAGGCGGAGAAGAAAGUAUGGCAGACUCUCAAGGCGAACAAGGUUGCCCUCGGCUCCAUCCGUCGAAAUGUUCUGCCCAACGUCAGCCGCUGGUUCACCUUUCUCGAGCAGGCUCACCCCGAGAUCCAGGAGGACACCAAGGGCGAGGCCAAGAAGGCGGGCGCCAACUUCAACCUCGCCCUCCAGGACACGGACAAGGGUGUCGUCACUCGAUUCCUCCCCGAGCCUUCAGGGUACCUUCACAUCGGCCACGCCAAGGCGGCGCUGCUGAGCGAUUACUUUGGUCACGUCGCGAACAAGGGUCAGAUGCGCCUCCGUCUGGACGACACCAACCCGGCCAAGGAGAGCGAGGAGUUCCAAGACGCCAUCGUCGAGGACCUCGCCCUCAUGGGCAUCAAGGUCGACGCCUUGACCUACACGUCGGACUACUUCGACUACCUCUACGAGACGUGCAAGAAGCUCAUCACCAUGGGCAAGGCCUACGCCGACGACACGGACCAGGAGACGAUGCGCAACCAACGCAUGGACGGCAUCCCCUCCAAGUGCCGCGACCGCGCCGUCGACGAGAACUUGCGCAUCUUUGAGGAGAUGAAGAAGGGGUCGGACGAGGGCAGGGUGCACUGCAUCCGUGCCAAGAUUUCGGCCGACGACCCGAACAAGGCGAUGCGCGAUCCCGUCAUCUACCGGUGCAACGUCAACGACGCCCACCACCGGACCGGGCGAAAGUGGAACAUGUACCCCAUGUACGACCUCGCCUGCCCCGUCGUCGACAGCCACGAGGGCGUCACGCACGCGCUGCGAUCCACCGAGUACACGGAUCGCAACCCCCAGUACCAGUGGUUCCUCGACACCCUCGGCCUCCGCAAGGUGCACAUGUGGGACUUUUCCCGCAUGAACUUUAUCAGGACCUUCCUGUCGAAGCGCAAGCUCGCGAAGCUCGUCGAGAGCGGCAAGGUGUGGGGAUGGGACGACCCGAGGAUGCCGACGAUCCGAGGCGUCCGCCGUCGCGGCAUGACGGUCGCGGCGCUGCGGGACUUUAUCAUCCGGCAGGGCCCGAGCCGCAACGUCGUGGUGAUGGACUGGACGAGCUUCUGGAACGCCAACAAGAAGGAGAUUGACCCCGUCGUCGCCCGGCACACGGCGCUGCUGCGGAAGGACAUGGUCAAGGCGACGCUGACGGGCGCCGAGGCCCCCUCCGAGGUGAGGGUGGAGCAGCGGCAGAAGCACCCCAAGAACGCCGAGGUCGGCAUGAAGGACGUCGUCUUUUCGCCCGAGAUUUACAUUGACCAGGCCGAUGCCAAGAGCUUCAAGGCCGGCGAGGAGGUGACGCUCAUGGGCUGGGGCAACGCCUUUGUCCGUCACCUGCCCGAGCAGGAGACCAUCGGCGACAUGAGCAUGGAGCUGAACGUCAAGGGCGACUUCAAGUCGACGGACAAGAAGAUCACCUGGCUCUCGGCCCAAGGUCUCGAGCUCGUGCCGGCCGAGCUGUGGGACUUUGACUACCUCAUCACGAAGGACAAGCUCGAGGAGGACGACAACGUCGAGGACUUUCUCAACCCGACGACGUCGAGCGUCGAGGAGGCCUGGUGCGACGCCGGCGUCGGCAAGCUCAAGGCCGACGACAUCAUCCAGCUCGAGCGACGCGGAUUCUACAGGGUGGACAAGGGCAUGAAUGAUUGGAAGGCAGGCGAGGCCGGAGCCAAGGGAGCGAGGGUCGUCCUGUUCAGCAUCCCGACCGGCAAAGCGUCCAAGUAG
This is a messenger RNA of Drechmeria coniospora, 1884 nucleotides long. Its product is annotated as glutamyl-tRNA synthetase. The transcript has 2 exons. Gene Ontology annotation, cellular component: methionyl glutamyl tRNA synthetase complex; cytosol; cytoplasm. The coding region runs from base 1 to 1884 and encodes 627 amino acids. The record is from RefSeq and is a predicted model, not a curated record. Lineage: Eukaryota; Fungi; Ascomycota; Sordariomycetes; Hypocreales; Ophiocordycipitaceae. Gene Ontology annotation, biological process: glutamyl-tRNA aminoacylation; translation. Gene Ontology annotation, molecular function: glutamate-tRNA ligase activity; ATP binding.